Messenger RNA from Puntigrus tetrazona (Sumatra barb), 1670 nucleotides. It is a transcript of the gene rprml, whose product is annotated as reprimo-like. The transcript has a single exon. The record is from RefSeq and is a predicted model, not a curated record. Bases 293 to 637 code for a protein of 114 amino acids. NCBI's taxonomy places the organism in Eukaryota, Metazoa, Chordata, Actinopteri, Cypriniformes, Cyprinidae.
CCAGGGCGCGUAAACGAAACCUGCGCGCAGGUCUCCGCUGAGCUGCAUUUGCUUUGGAAGUGCCUUGAGCGCUCAUCGUGCCUGUAAAGACUUCUCACCCACCGAGAACGCACAGAAUCAAGCACGGGUUGCGCGUAGACCGAUGGUGCGAACCGUGAUAAAUGAUUUUAGGAGAUACUUUUAUUAGUUCCCUCUUCUCAAAACUUGACUCAACAGGCAGUUGUAGAAAGUGAGUUGAUGCCACAAGAGGCUCGACUGUCGUCUGCUCCAGUGCUCCGCGGCUCCGCUCAGGAUGAACGGAACGUUUUUCAACCACACGGUGUUUACGCACGGCGUUCUGCUCAACCGCAGCCAAGAACUGGCGGGGACACUAGUUGACUGCUGCACGGGGAAUGGGAGCGAAGUGACCGCGAACGACGGCGGCGGGUCUCUAGUUCUCGCGCAGGACGAGCGCAAGCUGUUCGUUACGCGCGUGGUGCAGAUCGCGGUGCUGUGCGUUCUUUCUCUCACGGUGAUGUUCGGGAUCUUCUUUCUCGGUUGCAACCUCAUGAUCAAGUCCGAAAGUAUGAUCAACUUCCUGGUCAAGGACCGCAGACCAUCCAAAGACGUGGAGGCGGUGAUGAUCGGACUGAGUUAGCCUCGGGGGUCACCUGUAACCGGACAGGGAGUCACGGAGAUAUGCAACUUACCUUUUCACUCCCUUUGAGUUCUGAAAGGAAAAGGCACGCCGUCUUUUGGUUGGACUGAAGCAAAGAUGACAUAUAUUCCGCUGCACGUUUACGAAAUGAGAAUGUAUUUAUUCAUGUUUACGUAGCUUUUUGUAUUUGAGGUCAUUUUGCUUGUGAUUUUAUACAGUGAAGUGUUUACACGUUUUUACCUCAGAAAAAAAGUAUGUAUUUACUGCAUUAUGUUACAGUUACAAGCAAAUUCUACGACAGUAACCGUGGUUUUCCGACAUAUUAAUAUUUGUAUAACCACAGUUAAUUUUGUGGUUACGCAUGGUCUAAUUACAAUUAAUUUACUUUAAAGAGAUUGGGGGUGGGGCUAACUUUCGUAAAAGGUUAACUUUCGUAAAAGUUAGUUAUCUAAAAUACAACGAUUUUAAUAAAGUGAUAAACGAUAACAUGCUUUUUCACGAUUGGUCUUAAUGGCAACGCGUUGUCAUGGUGACUUCCUUUUACGAGUGAAAUGUAGCGAAGUUCUGAUUUUAUUUCAGAAAAUCCCGCCGAAAAAAAAAAUGCCCUCAGCAGUCUUUUGGUUUGACUCCGUUUCGCGGGAGCGGGGUUCAAGUCUUAUUAUUCGACAUUAUAAUAAGAUUAUUAUUCUUUUUAUUUCCUUUUUUUUGGUUUGUACUGGACAAUCACUUUCGGACGCAUGCUGUUUUGUGAACGGUGACUUUUUCACCCUGAAUUGCAGGUGUUUGUUAUUUUUCUUCAAGUUUAACUUGUGGCCGAGGGCACGUGACGGGGGCAGACGUUCAUCCGGUGGGGCUCUUGCACGUUUUCCCCGAUCGCACCGGCUCACGUCUCUCCCUCUGCAUGCGCGGUGCUCGGUGUGUCAGGCACUUUCUACGUGAAGACCUCAAUGCUGCAUGCAGUAUUUUGUAAACUGUAUUGACUUGGAAACUUGAACUUGUGCAGCAUGCUUUGAAUAAAGUUGUUAAAACAUUA